Messenger RNA from Brassica rapa (field mustard), 1164 nucleotides. Its product is annotated as F-box/kelch-repeat protein At5g38670-like. Gene Ontology annotation, molecular function: protein binding. The record is from RefSeq and is a predicted model, not a curated record. NCBI's taxonomy places the organism in Eukaryota, Viridiplantae, Streptophyta, Magnoliopsida, Brassicales, Brassicaceae.
AUGGAGAGGUUGAUCAAGGGCGAUUCCUUAUCGACGACGAGGGAGAAGAAGAAGAAGAAGCUCACAUCAUCAUCGUCGUCACUUCCCUAUGAUUUGCUAGUGAUGAUCGUGGCACGCGUUCCAAGAUCGUACUAUCGGACAUUGUCACUAGUCUCCACGAGCUUCCGAUGUAUGGUGGUUUCACCUGAGCUUUACAAGGUUAGGUCACUCUUGGGCCUCACGGAGACUUGUCUCUAUGUUUGCUUGAGGUUCGGGUUUACUUGUUAUAAGUGGUACACCCUCUCCUCCAAGAGUAGUGACGGCGGCGGCUACGUUUUGACUAGAGUCUUAACGCUCGAUGAUAAUUCUCCUCGUAUGAUGGGUUUGUGUUAUUCAGAUCUUGUGGCGGUUGGUUCUGAUAUCUACAACAUUGGCGUAGCAGAUAAAAAUAAAACCAUGCCCACCUCUGGGGUCUCGAUCCUUGAUUGCAAGACUCACAGGUGGCGUAAGUCUCCACGCAUGCCAGUGGAGCUAACUGAACUUUCUGCCAGGGUCCUUGAUCGCAAGAUAUAUGUACUGGGACGACGCUUCCAUCAUCUUGAUGGUUCCUGGAAGAGCUCCUUCGAGGUAUUCAACACAAACACCCAAACUUGGGAUCUCCCUUCCUGUGGUGGUUUUGAUAGCGCCAGAAUCAAUUUUCUUAUUGACGGAAAGCUCCACGUGGUGACUUUAUUCGAUGGGGUGUUUGCUUUCGACUCAAAGCAAUGUAGAUGGGACCUGGUUGAACAAUAUCCAAGCACGGGUACUAUGUGCUCAGGUUCUUUCUGCGAGGUUGAUAAUGUUCUCUACUCUGUUUCUAAAGACGGAGCUCUGACAUGGUAUGACUCCGACAAUACAAGCUGGAGAGAUUUGAACGGUUUGGUAGGCCUACCUAAGUUGCCUAGUCCUCUUGAUGGUUAUGGUUCUUAUGUUAAACUGACGGGUUACGGUGGUGGAAAGAUGAUGGUUUUCUGGAAUUGCAAUUUAGGUAUUCACCGCCCGUUUCAAAGGGACACCAUAUAUUGUGCCGAGAUAGCCCUUGAAAGACGCAAUGGAGAUUGUUGGGGCAAACUUGAGUGGUUUGAUAGUAUGCUUUUAGUCCCUUUGGAAACCCAGUUCGUUAAGGUUCUUGCUGUAACGCUUUGA